CAUUUCUUUUUGCUCUUCAGGUAAAGCAUUGUCCUGUUAUAGUGGUGAAGCUUGAAUCUUGAUAGUUUUCGACUUCCAUAUUAUUAUCUGUGGGGAUAUAGAAACAAUCAUGGGCUUACUCUGCAGUAGAAGUCGACAUCAUACAGAAGAUACUGAUGAGAAUACACAGGCUGCUGAAAUCGAAAGACGGAUAGAGCAAGAAGCAAAGGCCGAAAAGCAUAUUCGGAAGCUUCUACUACUUGGUGCUGGAGAAUCUGGAAAAUCUACAAUUUUUAAGCAGAUAAAACUUCUCUUUCAAACGGGAUUUGAUGAAGGAGAACUAAAGAGUUAUGUUCCAGUCAUCCAUGCCAAUGUCUAUCAGACUAUAAAAUUAUUGCAUGAUGGAACAAAGGAGUUUGCUCAAAAUGAAGCAGAUUCUGCAAAAUAUAUGUUAUCCUCUGAAAGUAUUGCAAUUGGUGAGAAACUAUCUGAGAUUGGUGGUAGGUUGGACUAUCCGCGUCUUACCAAGGACCUAGCCGAGGGAAUCGAAACACUAUGGAAGGAUCCUGCAAUUCAGGAAACAUGUGCUCGUGGUAAUGAGCUUCAGGUUCCUGAUUGUACGAAAUAUCUGAUGGAGAACUUGAAGAGACUAUCAGAUAUAAAUUAUAUUCCAACAAAGGAAGAUGUUCUCUAUGCAAGAGUUCGCACAACUGGUGUCGUGGAAAUACAGUUCAGCCCUGUGGGAGAGAAUAAGAAAAGUGGUGAAGUGUACCGAUUAUUUGACGUGGGUGGACAGAGAAAUGAGAGGAGGAAAUGGAUUCAUCUGUUUGAAGGUGUAACUGCUGUGAUAUUUUGUGCUGCCAUCAGCGAGUACGACCAAACUCUCUUUGAGGACGAGCAGAUAAACAGGAUGAUGGAGACCAAAGAAUUAUUCGAUUGGGUUCUGAAACAGCCCUGUUUCGAGAAAACAUCCUUCAUGCUGUUCUUGAAUAAGUUCGACAUAUUUGAGAAGAAGGUUCUUGAUGUUCCGUUAAACGUUUGCGAGUGGUUCAGAGAUUACCAACCAGUUUCAAGUGGGAAACAAGAGAUUGAGCAUGCAUACGAAAUCUUUGGAACAAUUGAAGUUUGGUCUCUUGCAGUUAUAAUGUCAAAUAUGGAUCCAAAUACAGUUUUACCAAAGAGGAGUUUCUUACACCAUGAGUUGUUUUCGCAAUUACAUAUACCCGGAAGCUUCGCUUUCGAAGCAUUUAGUUGUAUCUCUAAGUUUACAGGAGCUUUGCUUUGUUGGUUUUCACAAGGGAACUUGCAAAAAGAAGUAUCUAAACAUCAAUGGGGAUUAACUUGUAAGAGCUCUGAUUCUUCAAAGAAUUUGAAGCGAUUUGCAUUUGAACAUCGGAACUUCUCUGUGUUCCCAUUUCGCUAUGUAUCAAAAGAUAUUACUCCUGGCUUCUUUGGAAGUAUUUCUAAAUCCACUAUUCAGCAUUUUGUUAAUGAAGCUGAGAGGCUACAUUCGUGUUCCGUUCUCUCCUUGGCGGCUGCGUUGAUACCGUCUUUGAAUGUUAUGUCUGCUUAUGGACAUGCUCUGCCUCUAGGGAGUAAUGAUGUUCAACUUUCGGAGAAUACCGGAAAUAGGACUUGUCAGGUUGGGCAUGAGGAAUAUAGUGGUUUGAGUUUUCACAAAUUAGACUGGACAAGACAAACAGUGGAGCCUCGAACAGGGAUCGAGUUUCCGAUGUUGUUGAAGGAGAAUGCUUCGCGAUCGAAUUCUGAGGUGCUUGUUGCAACUGGAUCUCGGACAAUGAAAAUUAUCAGAAUUAAAUCUCUAAAGUAUAUGCAUUUGGUUUUUGUAAAUGUUCAUCCUUCCUCGGUCUGCCAGAAGCUUGGCCGAAAGUAUGCCUCGGUUCCAGCGAGCAAACUUGACAAAUGCGAUGACUUAUACAAAGACCUUCUUAGGGAGGAUAUUGUUAUGAGUGUGAGGCUUGUGGUUAACUACAAUGGCUUGAAGAUCAAUACUGUGAGAGAUGUUUUUGAGAAAUCUCUGCGUGCUCGUUUGGUGAAGGCAAAUCCAAAAACUGAUUUCAAUUGUUUGAAUGAUUUUGGUUCAUUCUUCAGACAAGACAUUCCAAUACCCGCGGGAACAAUAAUAGACUUUCGACGAACAGAAGAUGGACAACUUAUCACAGAGAUUGGCGGUAACCUGAUUGGCGCUGUCCGAAGCAAGGAUCUUUGCAGAGCAUUUUUUGGUAUGUACAUUGGAGAUGUUCCGGUGUCAGAGCAGACAAAGGAGGAGAUUGGUAGGAAAGUGGUGGGAAUCAUAAAGAGAUGCUGAAAUCAAUUACUUGUUAGACGUCCAAUGGCCUCUGAGUUUUAGAAGAAGGCAAUUGGGUUAGAUUUACGCGGUCAUGUCUAGCUGGUGUUAAAUCAAAUUACUUUGUAAGCAGCUUGUACUAGAUUGUCUUGAUUUGUAUGAAAGUAUGUUCUAGUUGUGCUAUUCUUUUGAUGAUGGAAAAGAAGAAAGUUCGCAUCUGAUU
This is a messenger RNA of Arabidopsis arenosa, 2510 nucleotides long. Lineage: Eukaryota; Viridiplantae; Streptophyta; Magnoliopsida; Brassicales; Brassicaceae. The record is from the annotation of a GenBank genome assembly.